This is a messenger RNA of Salvelinus fontinalis (brook trout), 3911 nucleotides long. Its product is annotated as transport and Golgi organization protein 1 homolog. Lineage: Eukaryota; Metazoa; Chordata; Actinopteri; Salmoniformes; Salmonidae. Bases 1 to 3882 code for a protein of 1293 amino acids. Gene Ontology annotation, molecular function: protein binding. Gene Ontology annotation, cellular component: endoplasmic reticulum exit site; endoplasmic reticulum membrane. Gene Ontology annotation, biological process: vesicle cargo loading; endoplasmic reticulum to Golgi vesicle-mediated transport; protein secretion. The transcript has 19 exons. The record is from RefSeq and is a predicted model, not a curated record.
AUGGGUAAUGGGCUGGAAUCUUUGGUAGGCGUGAAACAACUGAUCUUUGAAUCAUUCCUCUCCACAGUACUCCUGUGCCGGGGCAAAGCUUUCAGCGAUUUCACCGGACCAGACUGUCGGUUUCUGUCAUUUAAAAAAGGAGAGACUAUAUAUGUCUACUAUAAACUCUCAGGCCAAAGGACAAAUAUAUGUGCAGGGAGUGACCAACUCGUAAUCAAUCACAUAUACACUGAAAUAGAAUUGGAGAUUCCUGCUGAGGAAACCGACAUUGUUUGCUUUGACACUGGACACGAUAAGUUUGACAGUUAUGACAUUGAUUCACUGUUAGGUUCCUCUUUAUUGUUAACAGACAAGGAGGAAUCUGUGCAAGUAACCACAGAGACUUUGUACCUUAACAAAAGUGCUGAGAGCACCACGGUGGAAGUGGAUGAGCCUCCACCUGAAGUGACACUGUUAGAAAAUGAUGAGAUUGAUAGGGAUGUACCUGAGGACAUUGAUAAGGUUGUAGAGGUUCCAGAUAAUGAUGAUCUGAGACAUUUUGAGGCUUUAGAGUCCUCUCUGCCUCAGCCUGAAACUCUUGACACAAAGGGAGUGGAAUCUAACACUGUACUUGAGACCACAGCUGAGAGGAUCAAAGAUUACCUUCAGAAAGAUCAGCAGAGGACAGAGGACUCUGUGCCGUACAGUGUUGUUGAACCAGAGGAAGGUGAGAUCAAAGAAACCCCCUCAGAACCUGAAUCCAAAGAUGAUCCUGAGUUAGAAAAUGCACCUGAUGGUUUUUCAGAAGGCAGAUCUAUUCCUGAGUUAAACACCACACUAGGAAUAACUUUUGAUGCUGUCACUUCCAAUGAUAAGGACACUUGGAAGGUGACUCCAUAUGACGAGGAAAGUGAUAAGACUGAAUAUCACCAGGAUGAGGAAAGUGAUUAUCAUCUCAGGGAAACUCCAUUGCUGGCUUUUCCUGAAGAAAGUUCUAAUUUGGAACACGAGAACAUUCCAGAAUCUGAUCAGACAGAUGAGGAAGACAGUCUAUCAGAGGUACCUCAUACACAGAAACAGGACUCCAAGGACAAUAACCUGUGGUCUGCAUUUGGUGAUACCGUUUUUAACAUUGUCAGUGGUGGGGAAAGAAUAGCUUAUGUUGCUGGUUCAGAGGAAGAUGACGAGGAGGAUGAUGACGAAGGUGAGAUUACACCAGAGGAGCCUCCCAAAAUUGAAGAACCCAAGGAGUCAUUUGGCUGUUCUACUUCCUCUGAGCUAAUCUUUGAGGAACCUGCAGACUCUAAUUUCAGUGAGGAUGCUGUCAAAGUACCUGAUGAGGAUUCUCAGACGUUGCAGUUUGAGGAUGAAUCUGAAGAAGGUGACAUCGAACCUUCAACACCUCCUGCUGAUGAGGCGAGUCCCUUUGAACACACUGAGGCUUUAGCAGAGAAUCUCACAGAAGAUGACAGCCCAGUCCCUAAACAGCUCUCACAGACAGACAUGCUCUCAGGCUUUGAUAGUAAAAUGAACAAAUCAGAGCAGAAACAAGCUGUUGAAGAACUCCCCAUACAAAAAGAGGAGUCAAUAGAUUUCUCACAAGUAGAGAAUACAUUUAAACAGGGUGGUACAGAGCUUUUCAGACUAUUUCGAGAACCAUACCAGAAGGUCCCAGAUCCAAGUAGAAACACAAUGGUGAAAGAGAGCCAUCAAGAACUCCCCAUAGAGGAGGAGGAUUCAAUACACCUAGAGGGGGAAGAGAUUGAGGAAGAGUUGCUAGAGGAUGAAAAUGCAGUAUUAUCUUCAUCCAAAACUGAGCACACUGAUGAAAAUGACACAGAAAGUCUAUCUGAAUUUGGGUCAGAGCAACCCAAUAAUUAUACACAAACCGAUGUUGUAUCCAGUGAUGUGUUGGAUGUGGUCCAACACGACGAGGCUAUUGACAUAGAACCUGAGGUGCAUGAGACUGAAAAUGGUGCUGAAAGCCACACACCCUCACUUAAAGAUAAAGUUUUGGAUCCCCUUCCAAACAAAGAGGCGGAAUACAGUGACAAUGUGUUGAGGCCGACACUAUUGCGACACCGCUGCAAGGAGGAAGAUAUGGAGCGCCUCCUAAAGAUUCUCGGUCCUCAGAACCUCUUUAGGUUGGAGUUCCUUUUUUUUGACCUGGAGCUGAAGGCUGCCCUGCUGUCCCAGACAAACGCCCGUGAGGACAUUGAAAAGGUGCUGGAAGCCAUUUUGGAAGCCUCUGAAACCCCAAUCCUGGAUGAGUUUGAGAUGAUGCUGGAUGCCCAUGAGAACGCUGAACAGCAGCAGGAUGCUGGUGAGUUUGUUGAGGAAACUUCCAUCUUGGAAGACUUCCAGGAAUUGGUGUUCACCCUGCGUCAGAAGUACUCAACGGCCAGAAGCAGUGCUCCCAUGGCAGUGGGCAGUCAACUACACCCUGACACAGAUGGGAAUAUGUCUGAAAAUACCUUGGACAUGGGACUUAGCGUAGACAUGGAUCACCCUCCCUCAGGAUCUCUGGAGUCACCUGCUGUCACUGAUUUCCAUGAAGAUGAGCAGAGUGGUUCAUCAUUCGUAUCAGUGCUAAUUUUAUCUGGUUGUCUCGUCACUCUGUUUUAUGAGUAUCUUGGAAUACAUGGUGUUAUGAUGGUCACCAGCCUGCCAGAGCACUGGAAGCCAGGUCCAGACUUCUACGGCGUGUCCUGUGAACCCGUGCUGGUCACUGCAGGUGCCGGGGUCAUCGGCUUCCUCUUCUGGAGGAGCAUUCUAUCUGUCAAAAGCAAGUCAUAUCUAAAAAUGGUGGACAGGAUGAAAAAGCUUGAACAAGAGAAGAAGGAGAUACUCCAAAAGGUCGCUGAACUGCAGCAACAGGGCGAAGAACUUAAAGAAAAGCAAAAGCUGUCUGAAAAAUCUGCCACUUUAUCUCUGGAGAAGAUCCAGGAAUUGGAGAAUAUUGUGCCAGAGAUGGAGAGACAAAAUGAGCGCCUGGACGAGGAAAAUAACUUACACGCCAUAUCCUUUGACAAAGAGCGGGCCAAUACUGCGAAACAUGAAGAUAUGAUGUCCGAAAUGGACAAAACCAUUGAGAAGUUGAAGCGCAGCAAGAAGAAGACCCAGGAUGCACUCUCGAAGUCUACCAUUUUGAUGGAUGAAGCCAAACUCCGCGAAGAUGCCCGGAAUGUCCAGGUCCAGGUUCUGGAGAAGGAUUUUGCCACCCUGAAGGAGGAGAACCUCUCGCUGCACCAUGCUGCCAAGUUGUGGGAGGAGAAGAACAGGGAGACAAGCGAGCAGAUCAAAGUCUACCAGAAGUCCCAGAAAGACCUGGAGGAUUCCCUCCUUCAGAAGGCCCACAACGUUCUAUCUGACCUGCUAGGAGACCUGGAGGCCUGCGAUGACCUGAAAGGUGGAGUUGUUGCUAACGGGGUAGCCUCUAACGGUCCAGACCACUCUGUCUGCUGUGGAGGAAGAGCGCGAUCGCUUCAUGACAAAGCUGCUGAACGAAGAGAAGUCCAGGAAAGAGCUGGAAGAGCAAUUUCAGAACUAGAGCAUGACAUCUUGUUGGUGAAAAGUGACAAGAACCACCUGGAGAACCAGUACAAGACCCUGCAGCAGAAGAAUGACAUCAUGACAGAGAUGUACCAGCAGAAGGAGAACGCUUUGCAGCAGAAAUUGACCAAGGAGGAGUUUGAGCGCCCCAACAAGGAAGACCGGCUGACGGAGAUGGACGGCAAGGCCCUAGAGGAGGAGGUCAAGGUGUGUAGGCAGCGCGUUAAGGAGAUCCAGGACGAGCUGAAAUGGACCGAGAAGUUCUACAAAGCUCAGAUCAUUGAGCAGGAGCAGAAAUCUCACGAGAACUGGGUGAUUGCACGCGCCGCAGAGCGAGCUCUGUUCGACUAGAAGAAGGAAACAACUAACAUUUGUAACUU